Molecule: messenger RNA, 390 nt
Organism: Musca vetustissima
Lineage: Eukaryota; Metazoa; Arthropoda; Insecta; Diptera; Muscidae
Product: ejaculatory bulb-specific protein 3-like
Exons: 1
Coding region: 4-390 (128 amino acids)
Source: RefSeq, a predicted model, not a curated record
ACAAUGAAAUGUGUAAUCAUUGCCCUGGCUCUCUUCGUCGCCUGCUGCCUGGCCAUGCCCCAGGAUAAAUAUACCACCAAAUAUGACAACAUCAAUUUGGAUGAAAUUCUCAAAUCGGAUCGCCUAUUCAACAACUACUACAACUGUCUAAUGGAUCAGGGAAAUUGUACCCCCGAGGCUCGUGAAUUGAAGAGGAUUUUACCCGAUGCCCUGCAAACGGAAUGCAGCAAAUGUAGCGAGAAACAAAGAAAAGGAGCUGAGAAAGUGGCCCGCUAUCUAAUCGAGAAUAAACGUGAGGCCUGGAAUAAUCUACAAGCUAAAUACGAUCCACAGGGUGUCUACUAUCAGAAAUAUAAGGAUGAAGCUGAAAAGCGUGGCAUUAAAGUCUAA